Anopheles arabiensis is the source of this 2384-nucleotide messenger RNA. RefSeq names its product importin subunit alpha (gene Pen). Gene Ontology annotation, cellular component: cytoplasm; nucleus. Bases 301 to 1869 code for a protein of 522 amino acids. The record is from RefSeq and is a predicted model, not a curated record. Gene Ontology annotation, molecular function: protein binding; nuclear import signal receptor activity. Gene Ontology annotation, biological process: NLS-bearing protein import into nucleus. Lineage: Eukaryota; Metazoa; Arthropoda; Insecta; Diptera; Culicidae. The transcript has 3 exons.
AUCUCCCAACGGCUUCAAACGUCAGCGAUCUCCCGCCCAGUUCAGCAGCAUCACGGUUCGCCAUCGUAGCAAAGCUGGUGUGCUCUUCCGUCGCGAUAGACCUAAAACGCAUUUGUGUUAAUUUAUUUCAAUAAGUGUUGCAGUUUAAUCUGUACUGUAGUGAUUUCGUAAACGUGUGAUAAGUUGUCGAGUCGGCCACAAUAGAGGGUCAUUUCUGUCAUCUGUAGCGAAUUAUCGAAAAGUAGUUUGAGGUUAAAGAGUCCUUGCUUUUGCUGGUGAUACAGAAAGGGCAAAUACAAAAUGGAUACGGAAAAUGUUCCCAACAACCGUCUGGCGGCGUACAAACAUGGCUCCAAAUCGAACACGGAACUUCGUCAACGGCGUCACGAAGUGACCGUGGAGCUGCGCAAGAACAAGAAGGAGGACCAGCUGCUGAAGCGUCGCAACAUUACGGAGGAUGAAGGGCCGACGUCGCCGCUGCAGGAAAACAAUGCUCAGAGUCCGGUAACGCUCAAGUUUGAUGAUAUCAUGCAGUACAUCCGAAGCGGGCAGCCGGAGAAAGAGUUUGCCGCGGUACAGGCGGCCCGAAAAAUGUUGAGCCGGGAGAAGAAUCCCCCGAUCGAUAAGAUCAUCGGCCUGGGCAUGGUGCCGGUGUGUGUAAAGUUCCUUUCCGCGUCGGACCGGCCGGCGCUUCAGUUCGAGGCUGCCUGGGCACUCACCAACAUUGCGUCCGGCACGUCCGAGCAAACGAAGGCCGUGAUUGAUUCGAACGCCAUUCCACGCUUCAUCGACCUGCUCAGCUCACCGUCGGUCACCGUGGCGGAACAGGCCGUCUGGGCGCUGGGAAACAUUGCGGGCGAUGGUUCGAAGGCGCGUGACAUUGUGCUAGAGCACAACAGUGUGGAUGCGAUCAUCGCGCUGGUUACGAACGGCAACACGCAGAUCUCGUUCCUGCGCAACAUCGUCUGGCUGAUGUCGAACCUGUGCCGCAACAAGAAUCCGGCCCCGCCAUUCAACCGGAUCGAGCCGAUGAUUCCGGUGCUGUCGGCGCUGCUCGAUCACGAGGAUGCACAGGUACUGUCGGACGCUUGCUGGGCGCUUUCGUACGUGACGGACGAUGAUGUGGAGAAGCUGGAAUCGGUCGUUGCGUCCGGUGCCGUGCCCAAGCUGGUCCGUCUGCUCGGCACCAACAAUCCGGCCAUCAUUACGCCGGCUCUGCGAAGCGUGGGUAACAUUGUGACCGGCAACGACAAGCAGACUGAUGCUGUGAUAGCGGCCAACGCUCUGCCCUUGCUGACGAACCUGCUGCGCCACACGAAAAACACGAUCGUGAAGGAAGCGGCCUGGACGGUGAGCAACAUUACCGCGGGCAAUCAGAGCCAGAUCCAGCAUGUGCUGGAUUCGGGCAUCUUUAACGUGCUGAUCGACGUGCUGGCAAACGGGGACUUCAAGUCGCAGAAGGAAGCUGCCUGGGCCGUCACCAACACGACGACGGGCGGGUCGACCGAGCAGAUCAUUCAGCUCGUGGAGAAGUACCCGAUCAUGAAGCCGUACUGUGAUCUGCUCGAGGCGAAGGAUACGCGCACGGUACGCGUGGUGCUGAGCGGGGUGGCCAACAUCUUCCAGUUUGCGUCGCAGAUCGGUGGCGUCGAGAAUCUGUGCACACUGUUCGAGGAGAUCGGCGCACUGGACAAGCUGGAGACGCUGCAGAACCACGAGAACGAGGACAUCUACCAGAAGGCGCUGCUGCUGAUCGAGACGUACUUCUGUGAUGCGGAGGAUGUCAACCCGGAGUGUGCCCCGAAGGAGGUGAAUGGUGCGCUCGAGUUCAAUCCCACCACACCACAGAACGGUGGCUUUUCGUUCUAGAGUGUGCCGUGUUUCGUUCGUUUAUUUAGGUUAAAAAAAAUAUGUUUAAUUGUUUACAUGUAAUCAUCAUUCAAAUCUCAUCGUGGCAGGUCCCCAAUUUCCCCUCAUGCAACAGUACACAGUAGCUGGUAGACCAGAGCUGGUCCAUCAUCCAAAAUCUAGUACGACUAGGAGCUCUGGCGCGCACCGUGUUUACAGUUGGAAUAGUGCCUAUCUUAAAACAAUGAAUUCCAAUGACUGGUUUUUUUUAUUCCGAGCAGUGAUAAGCUCCAUUUGUCCAUAUAUUUGCGCUUUGUUUCGUUUGACACAUUUUGGCCAUUAUUAUAGUAAAAAGGAAGCAGGAAGGGUUUUCUUAAUUCGAGCUUUGUUUUUGCACUAAACGCUUAUUUGAAGUAGGCCUUUUGUAUCAUCUGUUUUAAUCUGUAGCUUAUGGCAACUUGUCCAGCGUGUUGGAAGAAAGUGUGUGUUCCGUCUUAAAUACAUUCACAAUGCAUUUAGUGUAGCUAGCGAAAGAA